AUGCAGAAAAAUGAAGACGGUUCCACAAAACUGUUAUUUUCGUCCGGUUUGCAAAUCAACAAACAUUUUAAUUUGAAUCAACUAAUAAGCACUGGUGGCUUUGGACAGGUCUAUUCUGGCACAAAUAUUAGUACUGGUGAAUCGGUCGCUAUAAAAGCUGAAUCAAUUGAUGCUAAGAUUCCAUUGUUGCGCAUAGAAGCAGCUUGUCUGGAAGCACUCAACCAUGCUGUCAGACAGAAUUUUCGGAAGCCUCCCAAAGAGCCGAUACCAAAUUAUUACGGAUACGGCGAAACAGAAAACGUUCGAUACAUGGUGAUGGAUAUGUGCGGAAAAAAUAUUCGCGAAUUAAAGAAAAGCACAAAAGAAGAUUGCUUCACAAUAGUUACAUCGCUAUGGCUUAUGAAGAAAAUGAUUUUGGCACUUAAAUUUUUGCAUCGUUUAGGAUGGAUUCAUCGAGAUAUAAAACCUGCAAAUUUCUGCAUUGGAUUGCAAUUGCAAGGAAAGCAGGAAUUAUACCUUGUUGAUUUUGGUAUGGCACGUCAUAUAAUGGCACGUAACGGUGUCAUUAAAACAAGGCGAGAAUCGAGUGCAUUCCACGGUACUGUUCGUUAUGCAUCUCUCACAACACAUCGACAUCAGGAUAUGUCACGUUAUGAUGAUCUUUGGUCCGUUUAUUACAUCAGUGUGGAAAAUAUGGUUGGACAAUUGCCGUGGCGUUACGUAAACGAAAAGACAGAAGUGGAAAAAAUGAAAGAAAAUGUAGAUUUGUUAAGACAAAAGUAUGGAACGGAGGCAAAUCCACCAGCAUCAUUAGUAGUGUUUUAUCGUCAUCUCUGUCACGCCAGUUUCUAUCAUGAACCAGAAUAUCAUCAUAUUGUCAACGAAAUCGAUCUUGAUUUAACUCAGCGAAAUUUCAAUGCAAAUAGUCGUUUGGAUUGGCAACCAGUUGAGAAGCCCUGUCAACGCGUACCUUCCAAUGAUUUCGAAGCGAAAAAUCGUCGUGUGCUAUAUGAUCGCAAUACUGCCAAUCAUAACCAUAAUCGUUCCAACUCAAAUCAUAACAAUAAUAAUGGGCUAACAGAAAAUGAUGAUCGAUCCUACUAUUUCAUGCAGUCAGGCGAUGAUUUCUGA
Messenger RNA from Acanthocheilonema viteae, 1131 nucleotides. NCBI's taxonomy places the organism in Eukaryota, Metazoa, Nematoda, Chromadorea, Rhabditida, Onchocercidae. The record is from the annotation of a GenBank genome assembly.